Molecule: messenger RNA, 574 nt
Organism: Talaromyces proteolyticus
Lineage: Eukaryota; Fungi; Ascomycota; Eurotiomycetes; Eurotiales; Trichocomaceae
Exons: 1
Coding region: 146-508 (120 amino acids)
Source: RefSeq, a predicted model, not a curated record
UGAUUGAAGUUGUCACGUGCCAAGCAAGGAAUUAAGAAGCAUGAAGUCAUCCAUCGACCGAGCGGUUUCGGAUGCUCCGUAAUUAUCAAACAACAACCACAACAAAGACCGGGCUGAAGGAUUGACUGAUGGGCGCCUCGUGGGUAUGACCUGCCUAAUCGAGUGGCUGUUAAUUGCCAUUGGCGCGACAACGUCCGUUCACUAUUCCCAAUGCAACGUCAACAAUGCUUGUCAGGUUGUUAGCCUUGAAGCUGCCGAAAACCAAGCAGAUAAGUGGCUUAUCUGCUUAUUUUCCCAGCCCGAUGGGAAAUUGGUAUUUAUAGUGAUGCAACCAUUUGCCGACCAACCAUGGCCAAGCAGUGGCAUGCAUCGGGCCUGUCGCUGGGGCUGCUGUGGGCUUCUGAGGUCGGGAUCUCCGGCGGAUGCGAUGAUUCCUGCACUGAUAGGACACACAAAACCUAAUCGAGUCAGUGGCGAGUCCACCUCGUUUUACUGUUUACAACCUUGAUCCAUCGUCGAUGAUUAUUAGUUAUGACUGUCAUUGAGCUGUUGUUCGUGAUCGACCUGAUUGACU